AUGUCUCACCGGGAGCUGAAAGCCGGAGGCUCGCCCAAGGGCGCAGUGACGGGUUCAACGGGUUCGAGGAAGCCGACCGAGGAGCCGAGCAAGAAAAGCAAGCACGCGACAAAAACCAACUCAGCGCCUCAAGGUCCAGUGAGGAUUUUGGCGGCGUCCCUUCGGCGUCUCAACCGCAUACAGGUUCCCCGGGGCUUCGGCCGAGAAGACGCCGACCCCUGGGAGGAUAUCGUCGAGGCCACAAUGAUGACGGCGGAAAAAACCACCAAGCCCAUGGUGAAUGAAGGUUUUGUCCUUCAGAAAAAAACCGUUCAAGUGGAAGUCGUCGGCCCACCAAGUGUGUUGGAUGUGGAGAAAGCGACCGCCGUAUCUCACACUCGCCGGUCCGAGGAUGUUCGUCCUACCCGAUCCAUCGUUGAAGUGGAAGCCACUAAACAAAACGCUUGUCCUAACGUCGAGGCCUCGAAAGGAAAGUUUCUCACCACGCUCAAUAUUCGCAGAAAGAAGUCAAUGGUUGACAUCGAAGCCAAAAGGAAGGCCCUUAGCGACAUGCGCAGUCGGAAGUCCAUCACCGAAUACGAGUCCAGACCAGGCCGACUGUUUAACCUUGGGCUCGGUGGAGCAAGCUUAAGGAGGACAGCGCCGUCAACACACGAGGAAGCGUCGGCACGGCGUCGAGAUCAGCUGGUGCUGGCAGUGGCCGUGUUUUUAUCUGUGCUGCUGGCGUGCGCCCUGGCUGUUCUGCUCUUCUUGGGACACGUCAAGAAGGUCGGAUACUGUAUCACGGACGCAUGCAUCGAGCACGCCAAGAGACUCUCGGCCACGAUAAACACCAGCCACGACCCAUGCGUCGACUUCUACGCUUUCGUUUGCGACGGUUGGCAAAAGAAUUUUCCCGACAUAUCUGUACAGGGCAAACUAAACCAAGACGCCACGACAGACACGAUCAAAGAACUCGAAGCCGACAUUUGGAAAUUCGGAAGGCCGAGCCGAAUGUACGGCAAGUGUCUGGAGCCGCAACACAGCGAUAUUUAUCACAACAUUUUCUGGCUCAACACUUUCAUGCAGGCUGUCAACCUGGAUUGGCCCUCUAGACAACCCGAUGCCUCUAAAACACGUCCGCUCGAAGUUAUGAUCAAUAUGGCGGCCAAUUACGACUUGAAUUUUCUGUUCAGGCUAGAGAUCGCUACCAAUGCAAGUACGGGCAACGUCCUAAUAUUCCGGAGGCGUUACAACGGCGUAAUCUGGAGUGAUCGUGUCCAGAAUCCAAUGACGUUGGUGGACUACGCGCGACUGGCCAGUGAACAACUCAAGGAAUUACAGCUAGUAGAAUACGUCGACUACGAGCCCUCUCUGCUGCAGAAGUUGGAGAAGUCAUUCACCUACGUCAACAGCCAAGAAUUUCAAGGCGAGCAGACGUGGUUUGUCCUAGGAGACCUUGACCCCCGGACUGAGAGCAUAGAACCUGGACUGUGGCUAAAGGGCCUCAAUAACGCAUACAGCAACCAAGGCCUCUCUUGGGUAACGGAUAACUUCGUGGUUCUCGACGAUCCGGAGAUCUUGAAAAGAAUCGACGCUCUCUUUCGCGAGUAUAGCGAAGCCGAGCUGCUUAUCGGAAUUGCCUGGAUGUUCAUCCAGUCUCACAUUUGGGUGGCUAUCGGAAAGCCGGGACUCAUGUUCCUGGACAACAUCGACAAGAAGAAGCAACUUGCGUGCCUGGAAUUUGUGAACGCUCGCUUCGCGCUUCUCGCUUCCAGCAACCACAUAACGCACCUUUACCGCACGCCGGAUAUACGUCUUGAAUUCGUGAAGUUUACGGAAUAUCUCCGAGCAGAGUUCAACAAUAUCAUGAAAAAGACAGUUUGGGUCGACCGCGAGAUAAGGGAAACGGCGGCGCGCAAGAUAGACAGGAUACUUCUGAACGCGUUGCCCCCCGAGCAUUUCUUCCUGCAGAGGGAGACGCUUUACGGCUUGUUUCCUGGCAUCAACCAGGCGGCGUUCAUGGAGAUCUGGCUGAACAGUUCGAGCGUCUACCAACGCCUGCAAUCGAGCGAGCGCUUUCACGACGUCUACAAGAAGCAGCGCACGUUUCGCCGCCAAGCGUACGCUUACACGUACCUUCUGAACGCGGUCGACGCUGCUCUGGUGGCGUUGGAACCACCGCUCUACUACCCGGGAGGAACGUUCGCCAUGAACUACGCCAGCGCGGGGACGCUAAUCAUGAGAGAGAUGGUCAAGAGCAUCGAUCUCGGAGGCACUACGAUUGAUGACCGCGGAGAGAGCAUUCACUGGUGGGGCAAGUCCGAGUCGGCCGAGUACAAUAGUCGCCUCAGCUGCGAUCUCGGAACGGAACCUGGCCAGCCACCGAUGAGUGUUCUCCCCGCGAUACCGGCCCUCGAAGUGUCCUACUCGGCGUUCAAGGCUGCCGCCGAGCACGAGGUAAGCACGGCCGGUGGUGUGGAGGACUUGAGACUUCAGGGCUUGGAAGCCUUUGUCGACAAGCAAAUAUUUUUCAUGAGCUACUGCUACGUGCUAUGCGGCAAGAAAGACGACGCCGACCAGCGACGAGAGUGCAACGUGCCCCUGCGGCAUUCUUCUUUCUUCGCUGACGUCUUCAAGUGCCGUAAAGGGUCGCCCAUGAAUGUCCCUCACAAGUGUUCAUUCUUUUUCUGA
This is a messenger RNA of Rhipicephalus microplus (southern cattle tick), 2673 nucleotides long. Its product is annotated as neprilysin-2. Gene Ontology annotation, cellular component: plasma membrane. Lineage: Eukaryota; Metazoa; Arthropoda; Arachnida; Ixodida; Ixodidae. Gene Ontology annotation, molecular function: metalloendopeptidase activity. The record is from RefSeq and is a predicted model, not a curated record. Gene Ontology annotation, biological process: protein processing.